Messenger RNA from Sphaerodactylus townsendi, 3258 nucleotides. It is a transcript of the gene CC2D1A, whose product is annotated as coiled-coil and C2 domain containing 1A. Gene Ontology annotation, molecular function: RNA polymerase II cis-regulatory region sequence-specific DNA binding; DNA-binding transcription repressor activity, RNA polymerase II-specific. The record is from RefSeq and is a predicted model, not a curated record. NCBI's taxonomy places the organism in Eukaryota, Metazoa, Chordata, Lepidosauria, Squamata, Sphaerodactylidae. Gene Ontology annotation, biological process: regulation of transcription by RNA polymerase II. The transcript is spliced from 27 exons. Bases 372 to 3005 code for a protein of 877 amino acids. Gene Ontology annotation, cellular component: nucleus.
UUGUGAGGGGAGGGAAGGGAAGGGAAGCGGGGUGGAGGGGCCGAGACCCUUCCCACUCAUUGCGUUGGCGGGCUGUCUGGUCCAGUGGUUACAGAAGGCGGCAAAGGAGUGGAGGCGGGUCUGGAAGAAGGGCGGUUUGAGGACUGCGGCGGUGUGAAAGCGGGACACGCGUCGGCGGGCUCAUUCGUCCAGACGUGCGGCGGGAGUUUCGUUGGAGGCUGGGCUACAGCUGGUGGAAGAAGGGAUGAACAGAAGAGGGAGAUAAUGCAGAUAACUGGGACAAGGACUGCCUGAUCCCAUUAAAAAUCUGCCUCCAUCUGGCUGGGGGCUCUAACUCUGUUUUGUACCGCUUGAGAGCAGAGCAAAGAGAAAUGAACAGGAACAGGAAGCCACCGGGAGGCAAAGGACCUGGCACACCUCAGCAGUUGGGGUUACUGGUGGAUUUGUCUCCUGAAAGCAUGAUGACUGAUGAGGACAAUUCAGAACUGGAGGCCGAAUUCCUGGCAAUUGUUGGAGGCCAACCAGAUCCCAAGCAGAAAUCAAAUGGGAAAACCCCUUUGCCGAUGGAGGCUAUUGAGAGAAUGGCUGCUCUCUGCAUGAAGGAUCUUGACGAAGAGGAUGAAGGAGGAGAGGACGAUUUGGAAGAUGAAGAUGAACUGCUGGCAGAACUCAAUGAAGUACUUGAAGAGGAAGAUGAACCCAAGGAAGCUGUGACUCCAGCCACUGCAAAGACAAAUCAUGCCCCGGCUGAUUCCGGUAGUACCGAAUCUCUUUUGUUGGAAAGACGGGACAUGUACAAGGCGGCGGUCGCAAAUGCAGAACAAGCUGGGGAGAGCUCCAAGGUGCGCCGGUAUGAAAGGGGCCUCAAGACCCUGGAAAACCUGUUGAUCUCUGCACAGAAGGGCAAAACAAUUGAUGAGGAUGAAAUUCCACCCCCUGUACCCACUGGAAAGAAUACCAGCUCCCAGCAUCCUUCUCCCUUGGAGCCACUUCCUGCUUCACCAGCCUCCCCUCUGAAUGAAAGUACCGCCUUAUCCAGUCACCAUCCUCCAGUCUCUGAUCUGGCAGACUCUGAGCAGUUGUCCCCAAAAGCAUCACCCGUGUCUAAUCCGCCCCCCAAGCUGCCACCGCCAGCACCUCCAAAGCCAAAGGUUUCUCCAGCCCCUGCUGUGCCUCUUAGGUCUCCAGAGACACCUCAACCAAGAGCUACUAUGCUUUUGGCACCCUCUCCUACUUCUGGUUCUGAAAUCUCUCCUACCCAGACACUCCUGCAGGGCAGACAACGGGAGUACAAGCUGGCCGCCUUGCGUGCAAAACAAGAAGGCAGCGUAGAAAUGGCUACCAAGUACUUCCGCAUAGCCAAGGGCCUUGACCCCCUUUUGGAAGCCCUGAGGAAAGGAGAAACGGUGGAUCUCAGCAGACUUCCUCCUCCUCCAGAUCAGCUGCCCAAAGAAGUGCUGACCUCAAGUGUGCCGCAGCGCCCGGUAGCAACAGCAACGCCCAUCACACAGGCUGUGACCCCUCCGGCCCCAGGAGUAUCCAGUGCAGGAGAUAUGCCCCCACCCCCUCGAGAUCUGAUGGAGGCGCUGCAGCAGAGGAUGGAGAGGUACAAGACCGCAGCAGCUCAGGCCAAGAGCAAGGGGGACGAGAGGAAGGCCAGAAUGCACGAGCGGAUUGUGAAGCAAUACCAAGAAGCCAUCAGAGCUCACAAGGCAGGGAAACCUGUGGAGUUAGCUGACCUACCUGUUCCACCAGGUUUCCCUCCAAUCCAAGGGUUGGAAGCUUCACCAGGAGACCAGAGCUUUGUAGGGAUCCUCGAAACUGCCAUGAAGCUGGCCAGCGAGGAGGGAGAAGACGCUGAGGAGUCAAAAAAGCUUGACCACUGCCCUGCAUCGUCCAAACCAGCAAGCCCACCGCAACCUAAGCUGCCACUCCAGCCAUGCUCACGAGCUCCACCCACAGCGCCAAAGGCGGCCGCAUCUGCAAAGACGCCCUCCAAGACCGUCACAAAAGCUCAGCAGCAGUUGGCCUUCCUGGAGAGCCGGAAGAAGCAGCUGCUGCAGGCAGCUCUGCGAGCGAAGCAGCAGAACGACAUCGAAGGGGCCAAGCUGUUCCUCCGCCAGGCCAAGGGUUUGGAUCCGAUGAUCGAGGCAUCGCAGAACGGGCUCCCUGUCGACAUCACUAAGGUGCCUCAAGCCCCCAUGAACAAGGAAGAUUUCACGCUUGUGCAGCGCCGCGGAGUCAACAUCUCUCCGGAGACGGCCACCCAGUACACUGAGCUGGUCAAACUGAUGAGGCAGCAGUAUGAGAUGUGCACAAAUUACUCCAAGCAGUUCACCCAUUUAGGCAACAUCACGGAAACAACCAAGUUUGAGAAGAUGGCCGAGGACUGCAAGAAAAACAUGGAGAUCCUGAAGCAAGCCCACGCCAAGGGAUUCCCCCUGCCUAAAUAUCAUUACGAACAGCGGACCUUCAGCAUGGUGAAAAUCUUUCCAGAAUUAAACAGCAACGAUAUGGUUCUCUCUAUCGUGAAAGCUGUCAACCUGCCGGCUCCUCCUGGGAUGACCCCUAAUGAUCUCGAUGCUUUUGUGCGCUUUGAGUUCUCUUACCCCAGCACGGAGGAAGCACAGAAAGACAAGACCAGCGUAAUCAAAAAUUCCAAUUCUCCUGAAUUCCAAGAACAAUUCAAGCUGUUUAUCAACCGGGGGCACCGAGGUCUCAAGAGAGCCAUUCAGACGAAAGGGAUCAAGUUUGAAGUUGUCCAUAAAGGAGGGCUCUUCAAGACAGACCGUGUGUUGGGAACAGCACAACUGAAGCUGGAGGCACUGGAGGCGGCCUGUGAACUUCGGGAGAUUCUGGAGCUCCUGGAUGGUCGGCGGCCGACGGGGGGCAAGCUGGAAGUCAUCGUCCGCCUCAGAGAACCGCUGAGUUCCCAGCAGCUGGAGAUGGCAACAGAAAGGUGGCUCGUCAUUGAUCCUCUAACCAUGCCCCCGGCCACAAAAUGACUUUCCAAACUCCAACCUGCUAGCAGCAAUUCCAGCGAAGGAUGCGGGCAGCAGCAAACCCGUCUAUACUCUACGCAGCUUCAAUGUUCUAAUCUCCGACAAGGAGAAGCUGGAGAAAAAGAUGAUGGCAUGCAGGCAAUCCGGUCAGCGGCUUCCCACUGAGCUGGUGGAUCUGCACCAAGAUAUCACCCGGAUGAUCCAGUGGCAGAAGUCUCAGCUUCAGCAAGGAGGACCUGUCGUGAGGAAAGGUACC